Messenger RNA from Saccostrea cuccullata (small rock oyster), 1494 nucleotides. RefSeq names its product carbohydrate sulfotransferase 8-like. The transcript is spliced from 3 exons. Gene Ontology annotation, molecular function: sulfotransferase activity. Lineage: Eukaryota; Metazoa; Mollusca; Bivalvia; Ostreida; Ostreidae. Bases 1 to 1368 code for a protein of 455 amino acids. Gene Ontology annotation, biological process: carbohydrate biosynthetic process. Gene Ontology annotation, cellular component: membrane. The record is from RefSeq and is a predicted model, not a curated record.
AUGGGAAUUGUUCAAAUAUCAAAGAAUAAUUUAUCUGACUUUGAUUUUUAUGUCUUAACAGAGUAUUUCGAUGAUAGAUUGAAUCACACUGGAGGUUCUGUUACAUCUUCCUCCCCUCUUAAAUACUACAAGAAUCAGGAAAGUGAUAGCAGCGAUGAUCUUGGGGAAGAAAACAGCGAUGAUGAUGAAAAAGGCAAUGAUGAUGAAAACGGUGAUGAUGGUAGAGAAAAAUGUUCCAAAUUUCAGAAAAUCAUGUUUCAAACAUCAAAGAAUUUGAAUUUUGUUCAGAGGGAAAGACAACAAACAAUUAGAAAUGGCUGCAGCAACUUUCACCAAAAUGACACAACCCAGUCUUUUCUUGAAAGGCUUAAUAAUAAUAUACAGUUUUAUGACAAUCUUGGUUUCUUGUAUUGCCGAAUUCAGAAAGUAGGAUCUACCUUUUUACGAAAGACAUUGAAAACAUUAUUUGCUGGAUUGGAAUAUGAAAUUCUGCAAGGGGAAAGUAUCCUUCAUAAUCGAACACAGGAAUUUAAAGAGUGUCUAUCGAAAUUGCCAAAAUUCAUGUUUGUUCGUGAGCCCUAUGGCAGAGCACUCUCUGGAUAUGUAGACAAACUUUUUGCUCCUAAUCCUUUUUACUGGAAGUUAACAGGACGACAUAUCGUAAAGAUUGUGAGAGGAAGGAAUGCCAGUAACUCAUCACUGAGUUGUGGACAUGACGUCACUUUUCCAGAAUUCAUGAAAUACGUGAUUAUCUCCCAAAAAACAUCAAGAGACCGUGAUCGGCAUUUUUAUCCAAUGUCUGAGCAUUGCUUUCCCUGCAGUAUAAAGUAUGACUUUAUUGGGAAAAUGGAAACAUUUGGUGAAGACGUUGCACAUUUAUUGGAUUACUUAAGUUCACAAUUUCCUGUGGCAGUGCCAUAUGAUGAUUUUGGACAGAAAUCUGAUUGGAAUAUCGCACAAGAUUAUGUCGAUCAGCUAUUCUAUUUUAAAAAAGAAAUGGAAUUAUGUGAACCAUUUCAUAAAUCACUUCUUCGAUUCUGGCGAGAUCUUCAGAUUCGAGGAAUAAUACCUCUAGAAGUCAAAAUGCCUUUCACAUCACCAGAAGAGAAAAUCACAAAAUCAGAAGUGAUUGAUAAAAUUACCGAUAUCAUACAAUCGAUACAAAAUCGUACAAAAUUAGAAGAACAGAGGUUGGAAGCAAAACUAGAAGCUUUCAGUCAAAUACCUAGAGAUAUUUUAAAGGAAUAUACUGAGCUUUAUAGAGCUGAUUUUGAGCUUUUUGGCUAUCCUAAAAACCCAUGUUUUCUUGGAAACGGAACAACUCCUUCCUCUAAAAAGUUCAAAUACUUUAACAUUUUUGACUUGUAAUGUUGAUUUCGUCAAUAUGUGUUGAUGCCUUGCUGGUUUUAUGGAAGAGGACAGUCAAAUGAUUGUUGAUUAUUGUUUGAAAAAGCAAUUUUAAACUAGAAUCUAUCGAGGGGGAUAUAAGAAUUA